AUGCGUCUCGGCCUAGGGGCCGGAAUUGUGCUGUCUUCUCCGAAGGGCGACCGACUCAAGUACGCACUGCAGAUCCACUUCGCCACCUCCACCAACGUCGCCAAGUACGAAGCCCUUGUGCACGGCCUCUGGCUUGCCACGGAAUUCGGCAUCCAGCACAUCCUGUGCUAUGGCGACUCGGACCUGGUGGUGCAGCAGUGCUCCGGCGAGUGGGACGCCCACGACUCCAACAUGGCGAGCUACCACUUCCUCGUCCAGAAGCUGUCCGGAUUCUUCGCAGGCUGCGAGUUCCUCCACGUCCUGAGCGCAGAAAAUGAGGCGGCCGACGCGCUCGCCAAGAUUGCCUCGUCCUGGCAGUCCAUCCCGUCCGGUGUCUCCCUCGAGCACCUGCACAAGCCGUCCGUCAAGCCGUCUCCGGACUCCGAGUCCAUCCACGUCCCACCCGACCCGGCCGCGCCUCAACCUGGCCCGGGGACUGCUCCGCCCGACCCGACCGCGCCUCAACCCGGCCCGGGGACUGCUCCACCCAACCCGGCCGCGCCUCAACCCGAGUUCCUGGAGAACGGGGUCCUCCCCAUGGACGAGACUGAAGCUCGGCAGGUGCAGCGCCGAGCGUCCGCCUACAGCAUCAUCAACAACGAGCUCGUCAAGCGUAGCUCCACCGGCGUAUUCCAGCGCGGCAUCGAGCAAGACAAGGGCAUUGAGAUCCUCCUCUACAUACACCAGGGCGAGUGCGGGCACCACGCCGCCUUGCGGUCCCUGGUGGCCAAGGCUUUCCGCCAUGGUUUCUACAGGCCCACGGCCCUCGACGACGUAGAGUCUCUCAUCCUCAAGUGCGAGGGAUGCCAGCGCUUCGGCAAGCGCGGCCACCAGCCGGCGUCGGCACUCUGGACCAUCCCGAUCGCCUGGCCCUUCGUGGUCUGGGGAAUCGACAUGGUGGGGCCCUUCAAGACCGCUCGAGGCGGCAUGACGCCAAUCAAGAAGCUGGACGGGCCAACGACCGUCCGGUUCGUCAAGGACAUCGCGGUGCGCUAUGGCAUGCCAAACAACAUCAUCACGGACAACGUCACCAACUUCGUCAAGGGCGCGCUCGCGCAGUACUGCUCCAUCUCCGGCAUCUGCCUCGACCUGGCUUCCGUUGCACAUUCCUGGCUUGACGAGUUGCCGGUCGUCCUCUGGAGUCUCCGAACAACAUCGAACCGGUCGUCCGGGUUCACCCCAUUCUUCCUCGUCAACGGAGCAGAAGCCGUCAUCCCGACCGACGUCGAGUUCGACUCACCACGCGUCACGAUGUACACUGAAGCCGAGGCCAAAGAAGCCCGCGAAGACAGUGUCGACCUGCUCGAAGAAGCACGUCUCCUAGCGCUCAGCCGCUCAAUCAUCUACCAGCAAGGCCUGAGGCACUACCACAGCAAGAAGAUCAAGCCUCUCGCUUUUCUGGAAGGAGACCUCGUCCUCCGACUCGUCCAAGAGCAGACCGGCCAACACAAGCUGUCCUCCCCAUGGGAGGGCCCCUUCAUCGUCAGCAAGACUCUGUGUGAUCGCAACGCCUACUACCUCAUCGACGCCCGCAAGUCAAACAAACGCAAGAGAGACACCACCGGCGAAGAGACAAUCCGGCCGUGGAACGCAGAGCUCCUCCGCCCAUUUUACAGUUAG
This is a messenger RNA of Aegilops tauschii subsp. strangulata, 1659 nucleotides long. RefSeq lists its product as uncharacterized. Gene Ontology annotation, molecular function: RNA-DNA hybrid ribonuclease activity; nucleic acid binding. The record is from RefSeq and is a predicted model, not a curated record. NCBI's taxonomy places the organism in Eukaryota, Viridiplantae, Streptophyta, Magnoliopsida, Poales, Poaceae.